This is a messenger RNA of Fukomys damarensis (Damara mole-rat), 951 nucleotides long. RefSeq names its product olfactory receptor 2B11. The record is from RefSeq and is a predicted model, not a curated record. The transcript has a single exon. Gene Ontology annotation, cellular component: membrane. Gene Ontology annotation, molecular function: olfactory receptor activity; G protein-coupled receptor activity. Gene Ontology annotation, biological process: G protein-coupled receptor signaling pathway. Lineage: Eukaryota; Metazoa; Chordata; Mammalia; Rodentia; Bathyergidae. Bases 1 to 951 code for a protein of 316 amino acids.
AUGACUCUGGGCAAUGCUAGUGCUCCAAAAUUCUUCAUUCUCCUGGGUUUCUCCAGCCAUCCUUGGUUGGAAAUGCCCCUCUUCAUAGUGGUGCUCAUUGCUUAUAUCUGCACACUAGUGGGAAAUAUCUCAAUUAUUGUGGUAUGCAGGGUGGACCCUCACCUUGACAGUCCCAUGUAUUUCUUCCUUUCCAACCUCUCCUUCUUGGACCUGUGUUUUACCACAACCACCAUCCCUCAGCUGCUGCUGAACCUGUGGGGCCCAGACAAGUCCAUCAGUUAUGGCGGCUGUGUGACCCAGUUCUACAUAUUUCAUUUCCUGGGGGCCACGGAGUGCAUACUCCUGGCUGUGAUGUCCCUGGAUCGUUACAUUGCCAUCUGCAAGCCCCUGAGGUACCCUGCUACCAUGCACCAGCACCUCUGCAUUCUCCUAGUGGCCAUGGCAUGGCUCAGUGGUUUGGCAAACUCCUUGCUGCAGUCAUCCCUCACUGUCCAGCUGCCACUCUGUGGUAAAAACAAGGUGGACAACUUCCUUUGUGAGGUCCCUGUGAUGAUCAAGAUGUCCUGUGCAGACACUACGUUCAAUGUGGCUAUGCUCUCCAUCGUUGGGACAUUCUAUUCCUUGGUUCCUCUGUCACUUAUCCUUGUUUCCUAUGGGUUCAUUUUAGCUUCUGUGCUUAGCAUUCAGUCCUCAGAGGGGAAGAAGAAGGCCUUUAAUACAUGUGGUGCCCAUGUCUUGGUUGUAUCUCUCUUCUAUGGGCCAGUAAUUAGCAUGUAUGUACAGCCCUCCUCCACUAACUCCCAAGAUAAGGACAAAAUCAUGUCCCUAUUCUACAGUUUGGUGACUCCCAUGCUUAAUCCUUUUAUCUACACUUUGAGAAACUCGGACAUGAAAGGAGCGAUGAAGAGGCUUCUCAUGGUACUACACCAGCAGAGAACAGAACAAAGGUAA